AUGGUAAAGCGAUGCGCUUGGGGAACUUGCAGAAAUGAUUCUCGGUUCCUACAUUUGCAAACAAAAAACAAGAAUGGCGAUCCUGUUAUUUUCUAUCGUUUUCCGGCUCCAAAACGCUGGAAAGAAACGGCAGAAAGAAGGGAGCGAUGGAUUAUUGCGUGUCAUCGCGGAGACUCAUUCGUGUGCAAGAAAGACAGCUACAUAUGUAGCUUGCACUUUGUCGGUGAAAAUGGGCCAACUCUUGAACAUCCUGAUCCCAUAUCAGCUAUAAAAAGCAAAGAAAAGGUUUGUCGAAUGUAUUUGCGUGUUUUAUUGUAAUAUUUAACUUGCGUUUCCGAGCAACGAGUUUAUACAUAUUUAUAUAUUGUAGGUUGAAAGGCUUCAUCGUAAACGCAAAGCUCCCAAGCAGCGUUUAGGCAUAGAUGUGUCAGCAAGAAAGGCUACAAAAGUCGAGGGAAAUGCAGAAGCGUCAGAGAUGUUAGAUCUAUUGGAUUCGGACUCAUAUGACUCAAAGUUGGAAACGACAAAGGAGGAAAUAGUAGCAUCCGAAAGUUUGUUGUUAUUGGGAGAAGACAUGACAGAAAGUUCAGAACAAAAUGACAUUGGCUCUAUAAAAAAGGAUGAGAGCGUGCAGGUAUAGCAUAUAUGUAUAUUUAAGAUGGUCUAAAGAGUUAAUUCAAGCUGAUUGUAGAGGCAAUUGCCAUUUAUAUCAAUUCUGGUUAUUUGCUAAAAUUAACAUUUUGCAAAAUGCAUCUGUUCAUAACAGUAAUAUUUAUUAUUUAUAUACAUACUGUAGUAUGUGUUUAUAGCAGAGUGUAUAGAUCAGUUCAUAUUUCGUAUUGUAUAGACAGGCUAGACAGCUGGUGCAAGUGUAGAUGAUAGUAGAGUAGUUUUGUAAACAAUGAAUUUAUUCACAAAUUUAUAUUUAUGCUUUAAUAGACAAAUGUUGUAGCUUUGGACAUAAAAGACUAUUCAGAUGAGAUGCUAAAGAGUUCCAAAAAGUUAAUGAAAUAUUUAUUUAUUGCUCUGGUAGAUGACCCAAAAAAGACCUACCACUAUACAGGUUGGCAGUAAUCAUGGUUUAUUUUAAUGCAAAAUAGAAUAAAAUUUGAUAAAUAUUUCCCUUUCUGUUAAAGGUUUAUCAAAGGAGUACCUUAAUGUUUUAUAUGUGAAUGUGAAGAAAAAGGCAAAGUCACUGACAAUGUGGUCAGGUACUAUAAAGACGAAACCAAACGUUGGCUUACAAAGUAAAUAUGAAAAG
This is a messenger RNA of Paramuricea clavata, 1261 nucleotides long. NCBI's taxonomy places the organism in Eukaryota, Metazoa, Cnidaria, Anthozoa, Malacalcyonacea, Plexauridae. The record is from the annotation of a GenBank genome assembly.